GUAACAGUUUUGUUGAUAACUCUGUUCUCUUAACUACACUUUGCAGCUUGGCCGAUGAAUGCUUCUGGAACUGGCGCAGUAUCUACCGAGUUUGCUUAUGGAGCUGGACAUGUCGACCCAAUAGCAGCUUUAAAUCCAGGACUCGUCUAUGAAUUAGGCAAAUCAGACCACAUCGUCUUUCUCUGUGGCAUGAAUUACAAUGCGACUACCUUAAAACUCAUCGCCGGUGAAGCUGUCACUUGCACUGGAAAGACCUUACCAAGAAACCUAAACUAUCCUUCAAUGUCAGCUAAAUUGUCGAAAUCUAAAAGCUCUUUCACCGUCGCUUUCACUAGAACCGUAACCAACAUAGGUACCUCCAACUCAACAUACAAAUCAAAAGUUGUCAUAAAUCACGGAUCUAAGCUCAACGUCAAGGUCUCGCCUAGUGUUCUAUCCAUGAAGUCAGUCAACGAGAAGCAGUCUUUCACGGUGACUGUUUCAGGCAGCGAUCUCAACCCAAAUCUGCCUUCAUCUGCAAAUCUAAUCUGGUCUGAUGGAACACAUAACGUGAGAAGUCCCAUUGUUGUUUAUACUGAUGGUCUUUUAAAAUAAAAUUUCGCGUUAUUGUAUUUCAUGACGUCUUGUCAUUGAAUUAAAAUAUAUGUUAUUGGUUUAU
Molecule: messenger RNA, 658 nt
Organism: Arabidopsis arenosa
Lineage: Eukaryota; Viridiplantae; Streptophyta; Magnoliopsida; Brassicales; Brassicaceae
Source: the annotation of a GenBank genome assembly